AUGAUCUGUGCCGCGGUAGAAUGGGGCAUAAUUGGGGCCGAGCCUGGUCAAGCAGCCGGAGAGCAUGCUCUUUCCAAUGAUGAAUCAACAGGCGGUCAAGGUGUUGAGAUUCUACCGUGGGACAACGACAAUGGCAUGCUCCAUCCUCGGAAAGACUCGCCUUUGUUGCUCAAGAUUCGCAGCAGGACCCCAGACGAUUUGCGCCAAGGGUUCUAA
This is a messenger RNA of Fusarium odoratissimum NRRL 54006, 216 nucleotides long. RefSeq lists its product as uncharacterized. The transcript has a single exon. Lineage: Eukaryota; Fungi; Ascomycota; Sordariomycetes; Hypocreales; Nectriaceae. Bases 1 to 216 code for a protein of 71 amino acids. The record is from RefSeq and is a predicted model, not a curated record.